This is a messenger RNA of Xylona heveae TC161, 1593 nucleotides long. RefSeq names its product COX15-CtaA-domain-containing protein. The transcript has 2 exons. Gene Ontology annotation, molecular function: oxidoreductase activity, acting on NAD(P)H, heme protein as acceptor. Lineage: Eukaryota; Fungi; Ascomycota; Xylonomycetes; Xylonales; Xylonaceae. Gene Ontology annotation, cellular component: mitochondrial inner membrane. The record is from RefSeq and is a predicted model, not a curated record. Gene Ontology annotation, biological process: heme A biosynthetic process. The coding region runs from base 1 to 1593 and encodes 530 amino acids.
AUGGCAUCACUUCUCCAACCUUUCCCCGCCUUGCGCCGCGGUGCGCCUAGAUUGUCCCGGGAAUUCUUCACCUGCCGCGCCUGUCUGCGCACUGGGACCGGAGCAUCUGUUCGCGCAGCAUCAUCCGCAGCUUCAGCUUCAGCUCUCCGUUCUCUUAACUCCGCGGCAACUGCGCGACGACCCGUCUUCAAAUCAGUUGGCAAGACGCCCUUCUUACAAGCAUUUCGCUCCAAUUCCAGCCACGCCAGCAGCAGCACAACGACCAGUCCUCUAGGAUCCCUCGGAAAGACUAUUGGCGGAGCUGCCUCUUCAACGUCUUCCAAGACGAGCUCGUUCCCCGAAACCAGCAGUAAAAUCGUCGCAUACUGGCUACUCGGCAGCGCCGCCAGCGUCUUUGGCAUUGUCAUUUUCGGCGGCUUAACUCGUCUCACAGAAUCAGGACUCAGCAUCACCGAAUGGCGCCCCGUCACUGGAUCCCUCCCGCCCAUGAGCGCCGAUGACUGGGAAGCCGAAUUCACGAAAUACAAGUCCUCGCCCGAAUUCGCCCUGCUCAACUCGAAAAUGGACCUCCCCGAAUUCAAAAAGAUCUACUACAUGGAAUGGACGCACCGUCUGUGGGGACGGUUCGUCGGCCUCUCCUUCCUGCUUCCGACCAUCUACUUCAUCGCGCGGCGGCGCGUCUCCCGGCCCAUCGCACGUAACCUCGUCGGGAUCACACUCCUUAUCGGCUUCCAGGGCGUAUUAGGCUGGUGGAUGGUCAAAUCCGGGCUGAAAGACGACCUCUUCGCCCCCGGCAGCCACCCGCGCGUCAGCCAGUACCGCCUGACCGCCCACCUGGGCGCCGCCUUCCUCUGCUACGUCGCGAUGCUGUGGAACGGGCUCUCGAUUCUGCGCGAGAACAAGCUCGUGGCUGACCCCGUGAACGGCGAAAAGGCCCUCAACACCCUGCGUCUGCCUCAACUCAAAUUCUUCCGGCGCUCCGUCGGCGCACUCGCCUGCCUUGUAUUCAUUACCGCCAUGUCCGGCGCCCUCGUCGCGGGUCUCGAUGCAGGACUCAUCUACAACGAGUUCCCCUACAUGGGUCUCGGGCUGACGCCGCCCAAGUCCGAGCUCUUUAGCGACUUUUACUCGCGCAAGCCCGACGGCAGCGAUAUCUGGUGGCGCAACGCCCUGGAGAACCCGUCCCUCGUGCAGCUCGACCACCGCGUCCUCGCCACGACGGCCUUCACCGCCAUCGUUUCCCUCUGGGCUUACUCCCGCUUCUCCCCCGCCGUCAGGGCCGCCCUGCCCCGCAAUGCCAGAAAGGGCAUGCUCGGCGUCGUCCACCUUGCGUCCCUCCAGGUCGUCCUUGGCAUUUGCACGCUCUUGUACCUCGUCCCCACCCACCUCGCGGCGACUCACCAGGCGGGCGCCCUCGCGCUCCUCACCGGCACUGUUGUCUUGGGUAGUCGUGUCUGGAUCCCCUCUCGCGCGGCCAGACUCGUCGCUGCUCGUCUGAGUCGGGCUGCCUCCUCGUCAUCUUCGCAUGCGCCCCGUCCAACGCCAAGAGGGUUUGCUGCUGGGUCUGUCGGGCCAAUUAAGUCGACUUCAUAG